This is a messenger RNA of Stylonychia lemnae, 2031 nucleotides long. The record is from the annotation of a GenBank genome assembly. NCBI's taxonomy places the organism in Eukaryota, Ciliophora, Spirotrichea, Sporadotrichida, Oxytrichidae.
AUGGUUGAAAGUCAAUCAGACUUCCUGAGGCCAACUUUAUUUCAGCAAAAGUUUGAAAAUUCAUUUAAUAAAUGGGAAAGGCUUAUCGCUCUUGGAGAUACUUUCUCAGCUAGAUCUGGUCACACUAGUAUCUUAGAUGAAACUAACAAGAAAAUUUAUGUAUUUGGCGGGUAUAAUGGGUCUGACAUGUUGAAUGAUGUAUUCAUCUUCGACAUUGAAUAGUCAUCAUGGACUGAAGUUUAAUACACUGAGGAAGAUUUAAUUACCCAUCCUAGAGCUAGAUCAUCUCAUGCUUGCUGUCUUGAUACUGAUUAUAAGGAUAGAUUUUAUAUGUAUGGAGGUACUGGUAAGAAUUUAGGUCAAGAAAACUUUAAUGAUUUGUGGGUGUUUGAAAUUAGGACGCUGAAAUUUCGAGAAAUUAAUCAAUCAAAGAUUAAUAAACCCUCUGGUUCUUAUGGACAUUCUCUUAAUUAUUUCGAAAAUGCUCUCUAUCUUUUUGGUGGAACUAAUGGAUUUGAUUAUUAUAAGAACUUGCUGAGAUUUGAUCUACUGUAGUUUUAAUGGUAAAAGAUUUAAGUAACUGGUCUUGAGCCUGAACCUCGAUAUAAGCACUGUGCCUUAAUCUAAGAAAAGUAAAAUAAACUUAUUAUACUAGGUGGAAUUAAUCAAGCUAAAAGACUAGGCAACAUUUUAGAGUUUUCCUUUGACAAGCUUUAAUGGACUCUAUAACCUCUAAAUAAAAAUAAGCAGUUCUUUAAGGGUAGGUAUGGCCACAGCACUAACAUUGUCACUGGAGAUUUAAUGGAUAAGCCUUACCUGCUAAUUUUCGGAGGCUCUGAAGAUAAGCAAAAAGAUGACUUGAUUGUUUAUGAACUUAAAAGUGGUAAUUUUAAUAAGUAAGCAAUCCUGGACGAGGAAAGUGCACCAACAUCUAGAGACUUUCAUAGUUCAGUACUCUUUGAUAAUUAACUCUAUAUAAUUGGGGGGAGUUUGUUGCUCUAUUGUGAUGAGUAGAAAAUCUUUCAUGAUUUGACAAUUAUUGUAUAUGAUGAAACUCAAAGUAAAAUAAUUGGUAACUUGUAUUCAAAUCACGCUCUAAUCAAAAUCAAAGCUCCUUCUCUCUCAAGAAAAUGUACAUAACUAGAUAUUGGUAUCAUUAGCCAGCAUUUCAAAUCUCUUCAAGAUUUACUUAAAUCAGACUAGUCUGAAAAGGGCAAAGAGCUAAAUCAAAUCGCUUAGAACCUAUAUAGAACAUUGAAUGAGAUCAGCGAUUUAAAGUUGAAAAACCAGUCUAAAUAAUUAAAGGCGAAGGGCAAAUCACCUUAUGGACAAGUAGUAUAGAAUCUUCCAAAGGUAACUUUAGAAGAAUAAAUACAAGUUAACUCUAAUCUAUUCACUGUCAAUCCGCAACAAAAAGAAGAAGAAUUCACCAACUAAAUGAUAAGACUUUAUAAUGAUUCAACUUCAUAUGACUUUACCUUGCAAUCAAUAGACAAUGAGACAGUUUAGAUUCGUGUUCAUCUCUUCGUAUUAGUAGCGAGAUGUGACUAUUUCAAAGGCUUGAUUGAUUCUGGAAUGCUGGAGACUUAAAACUUCACAUCUAAAUUUAGUUUGAAACCAGGGAUAAAUUUCGACAUAUUUAAGCUGUUUUUAAAGUUCAUUUACUUCGAUAGAGAUGCGUUUCCAACAACGAAAUAAUCAUCUAUACAAUCUCAAGCUCUUCUAACCCUAGAUGAAACUCUUUAUCUUCUUGAUUUAAAUAGCUUCUACUGCCUCAGUAAUGAUAGAUUCAAACUACUAUGUGAAUAGAGAUUGAGUGGAUCUAUUGAUAAAUAUAACAUUAUGUAAAUUCUAGAUAUGGCUGAAAAAUUGAAUGCCAAAAAGAUUAAGGACAUUGCAAUUGACUAUAUAAGUUCAAAUUUUGAUAUUUUUUCAACAGAUGCAAUGGCUAAUCAGCUUUAUUAACUUGAAAAAGAGCUUUUGAUUGAGAUUAUUAAGGCUAAAGCAGAAAAAGAAUAUAAUUAAAAAUGA